AUGUUUAAAAAUAUUCCAAUAAAAACAAUCGAUAAUGGUCAUGAACAACAAUAUGACAAUGAACAGCUUGUUUCAAUGAUUCAUGAUUUAAUGGAUGAACGUGAUGUUUUAUGGCGUGAAAAUGAAUAUUUAAAAGCAAAAUUAAAUGAAUCAGUUUUAAUUGAAACUAUUAAUGAAAUGAGAAAAGAACGUGAUUUAUUAUUAAAAUUAUUACUUAAUUUAACGUCAAAUAAUAAAACUGAACAAUCACCAUAUCAAAAUUCAUAUACAGAUGAACAUACAAAUGGAUAUUCUAAUGACGUACAUCCUCCUUCAUCUUCCUAUCAAACAUUUAAUACAAAUUUAAAUGGAAAAUUACCGUAUAAUACAAAUUCACCUAAUAAAAAACUUCCCACACAUUCUCGUCAUAGUCAACAUCUAGUAACUAACCAUGAUGUAUCAAUACCUGUAACUGAAUUAAAAUCAUCUUCUCGUCGUUUACAUCGAAAUAAACAAAAUUCCGAUCAACAACCAUCAGUUGUCUAUCGUGUUGAAGGUACGAAAGAAUGUUUAAUGAAUCCAAAUGAAUUAUCAUCUGUAUUUGCACAUGUUAAACAUUCACAUCCAAAUAAAAAAAUUGUUGUUUAUAAAACUUCUACAACUCCUCAAACACAUGAAUUUAAUCAAUUAGUAGAUGAAAUGUGUAUAAAACAUGGUGUAGAAUUAAAACAUAGUCAAAAUUCACCAUUUCAACAAUAUCGUUCACGAUCUUUACAAGAUUUAACAUCAACAAAUACAACAACAUCAUCAUCACUAAUACAACCUGAUUUUGAUUUUCAAUUUCAACCAAUUGAAAUACAAGAACAGAUUCGAGGAAAUUAUACAAAAAAAUAA
Adineta steineri is the source of this 873-nucleotide messenger RNA. Lineage: Eukaryota; Metazoa; Rotifera; Eurotatoria; Adinetida; Adinetidae. The record is from the annotation of a GenBank genome assembly.